Messenger RNA from Parascedosporium putredinis, 3039 nucleotides. The record is from the annotation of a GenBank genome assembly. NCBI's taxonomy places the organism in Eukaryota, Fungi, Ascomycota, Sordariomycetes, Microascales, Microascaceae.
AUGCCUAAAACAGGCCAUCGUCCACCCUUUGGCUCGGAUACCGAGGGCCCGCGCGACUCGAUUGCUCGCUCGCACGACAUCGCAACCCGCCGGUAUCCCUCAUUUCCCGCACACGCGGCUUUCGCCUCAGCAGUUAGCGGCCUUUUCCACGCACUCCCUAGGCGGAAGGACGACAAAGAUGGCGACCGCGAUUUCUUCGACAAGUCAAUCGAGCCCGGAAACGAGGAAGACGGAAAAGCGAAACCCGACGAGUCCAGAGCUGUCGAAGAAGCAUCCACGAACGAGCCUAACAAGAAGUCCAAGUCGCCCAAGGACGAUGAGCUGGUAGCCUCGGCUAAAAAUGAAAAUGCCACUGGUCCCAAGGAUGCUAAGACGUCCUCGGCCGGAGGCACGGGUGGCACGGGCGACGGAUCCGACAACGGUGGCAAGAAGGGCAAGAAGGGCGCGGAAAAAGGUCUUCAAAAGCCCGUCGUCCCCGAGGUCUAUCCGCAGGUUCUCGCUCUUCCCAUCACGAAGCGGCCGUUGUUCCCCGGGUUUUACAAAGCCAUAACCAUCAAAGACCCGGAUGUCGCGAACGCCAUCACCGAGAUGAUCAAGCGCGGCCAGCCUUAUGUGGGCACCUUCCUCUUCAAGGAUGAGACCAAGGAUGCUGAUCCUAAUCCCCCUACCACCACCACUACCACCACCACCACGACCGACGCGAAGAAGACCGAUACUGCCGCCCUGCCACCGGUGCCCGAACCCAUUCCGCAAAAGGUGGUGGAGGCAGAAGAGCCUAAGGGCGAUGUUGUUGCCAGCUUCGAAGAGUCCGCCGUCGUCCCCAAGCCCGAUCCUAACCAGCAGUACGAACCCACGAGCUUCUUAAAGAAGUAUCCCGUCAGCCUUGUCAACGUCGAAAACCUUAGCGAGGAGCCGUACGAUCCCAAAAGUCCCUUUGUGAGAGCGGUUACGAACGAGAUUGUCAACGUUUUCAAGGAGGUCGCUUCUAUCAACAAUCUUUUCCGUGAUCAAAUAUCUACGUUUUCCAUGAGCCAAACUGGAAAUGUCACUGCGGACCCGGCAAAACUCGCCGAUUUUGCCGCCGCCGUCUCUUCGGGUGAGACGGCUGAGCUCCAGGAGAUCCUAUCUAGUUUGGACGUGGAGGAUCGCAUGCACAAAGCUCUCACUCUCUUGAAAAAGGAACUCAUGAACGCCCAGCUCCAGUCUAAAAUCAGCAAGGACGUCGAGAACAAGAUCACCAAACGUCAACGCGAGUACUGGCUGAUGGAGCAAAUGAAGGGGAUCCGGCGCGAGCUUGGCCUCGAGACGGACGGCAAGGACAAGUUGAUUGAAAAGUUCAAGGACCGGGCGAAGAAGCUUGCCAUGCCCGAAGCGGUCCGCAAGGUCUUUGAUGAAGAAAUCAACAAGCUGGCCCAUCUUGAGACGGCAGCAUCCGAGUUCAACGUCACGAGAAAUUACCUCGACUGGCUUACUCAGAUCCCCUGGGGUCAGCGGAGUGUUGAGAAUUUCGGAAUCAGCCACGCCAUGGAUGUCCUCAAUGAAGACCACUAUGGUCUUAAAGAUGUCAAGGACCGUAUCCUUGAAUUUAUUGCUGUUGGCAAGCUUCGGGGGACUGUCGAGGGCAAGAUUCUGUGCUUUGUCGGUCCUCCUGGUGUCGGAAAGACUAGUAUCGGCAAGUCUAUCGCCAGAGCUCUCAACAGAGAGUAUUAUCGAUUCAGCGUAGGCGGCCUUACCGAUGUUGCCGAGAUCAAGGGCCACAGGCGUACCUAUGUCGACCGAGAACCCCUGAUCCUCAUCGACGAGAUCGACAAGAUUGGCCGGGGAUACCAGGGAGACCCUUCGUCCGCUCUCCUAGAACUGCUCGACCCUGAACAGAACGGAUCCUUCCUCGAUCACUACAUGGACGUUCCGGUAGACCUGUCCAAGGUCCUGUUUGUGUGUACGGCCAACAUGACGGACACUAUUCCCAGGCCCCUCCUCGACCGCAUGGAGUUAAUCACCCUGUCUGGUUACGUGGCGGAUGAGAAGAUGGCGAUUGCCAAGCGCUAUCUCGCUCCCGCGGCCAAAGAAGCGGCGGGAUUGAAGGAGGCGGACGUGGAGCUUACCGAAGAUGCCGUUCACGAACUAAUCAAGUCGUACUGCCGAGAAUCGGGCGUGCGCAACCUCAAGAAGCAAAUCGAAAAAGUGUACAGAAAAGCAGCCCUCAAGAUUGUCCAGGACUUGCCGGACAGCGAGCUCCAGUCCGCCAAAGAUGAGGCUGCCCACGACACGGCGGAGGGAAGCAACUCGGAAACUCUGACUUCGGCGACGGGAGAAGCAACGGCCAAGACCGCAGAAGCGCCCCGCGCCUUGAAGGUCCCCGACAGCGUCCACGUCUCCAUCGGUGCAGAGGGGCUUUCGGAAUACAUUGGGCCUCCGGUAUUCACCUCUGACAGGCUCUACGACGUUAACCCUGCCGGUGUUGCCAUGGGCCUGGCCUGGACGCAGCUCGGUGGGUCCGCGCUGUACGUGGAAUCGAUCCUGCAGAGCCCCUUGAGGCCGCAUACCCGACCCGGCCUAGAGAUUACCGGAAACCUCAAAAACGUGAUGAAGGAGUCUUCGACCAUUGCCUACUCAUUCGUCAAAUCCUUCAUGGUUAAGCAGUUCCCGGACAAUCACUUCUUCCAGAAGGCGAAGAUGCACCUCCACGUCCCCGAUGGUGCGGUUCCCAAGGAUGGGCCUUCGGCAGGUAUCACCAUGACGACGUCGAUGAUCUCGCUUGCCCUCGACACACCGAUCGUACCCACAGUUGCCAUGACGGGCGAAAUCACGCUGACUGGCAAGGUUCUCCGUAUUGGCGGGCUGAGGGAAAGACCGUGGCCGCACGUCGUGCAGGCUAACAUAAGAGAGGGCAUCGAAGGCAAGCCCGUGAGUUGGUACUCGGAGGUCUUUGACCUGGUAUUCCCCGAUAUCAACAAGGAGGCGGCCAACACCUGUAAGAUCUGCGAAUGGGCCAAGGACAACAAGUCCAAGGUAGAAGCGGAAGAAGAAGACGAUUAA